GGGAGGCGUCACGUGACGGCCGGCGAAGAUGGCGGCGCCCAGCAGCCGCGGCCCGGCGCUGUCCCUGCGCGUGGUGGCCGAGUGCGGGCUGAGCAAGGCCCGGGCCUGCGAGCUGCGGCUGCCGCACGGCCCCGUGCUCAGCCCGGUCUUCAUGCCCGUGGGCACGCAGGGCACCAUGAAGGGGAUCACGGCCCGGCAGCUGGAGGGGCUGGGCUGCCGCAUCUGCCUGGGCAACACCUACCACCUGGGCAUGAGGCCGGGGCCUGAACUCAUCAAACAAGCCAGCGGCCUUCACGGGUUCAUGAACUGGCCACAGAACCUGCUCACGGACAGCGGCGGGUUCCAGAUGGUCUCCCUGGUGGAGCUGUCCGAGGUGACGGAGGAGGGCGUCCGCUUCCAGUCUCCGUACAAUGGGGAAGAGAUCCUGCUGACGCCGGAGAAAUCCAUCGAAAUCCAGAACGCGCUGGGCUCAGACAUCAUGAUGCAGCUGGAUGACGUGGUGAGCAGCACCAUCACGGGGCCCCGGGUGGAGGAAGCCAUGUACAGGUCGAUUCGCUGGCUGGACCGCUGCAUUGCCGCCAACAGCAAACCCGACGAGCAGAACCUCUUCGCCAUCAUCCAGGGUGGGCUGGACCCUACCCUCCGCACCAAGUGUUUGGAAGAGAUGACGCAGCGGGACGUGCCCGGCUUCGCCAUCGGGGGGCUGAGCGGCGGUGAGGCGAAAGAUCACUUCUGGAGGAUGGUGACCCUCAGCACCGACCGUCUCCCCAGGGGGAAGCCCCGCUACCUCAUGGGGGUUGGCUACGCCACGGACCUGGUGGUCUGCGUUGCCCUGGGCUGCGACAUGUUUGACUGCGUCUUCCCCACCCGGACAGCGCGCUUCGGCUCGGCCCUGGUGCCCUGGGGGUCCCUGCCAGUGAAGAACAAGCAGUUUGCCAAGGACUUCCGGCCCAUCGACGAGAACUGCGACUGCCCCACCUGCUGCAGGUACAGCCGGGCCUUCCUGCACGCCCUGGUCCGCAGCGAGACGGUUGCCAUGCACCUCCUCACAGUACACAACAUCGCCUACCAGUUGAAUCUGAUGCGGUCGAUCCGGGAGAGCAUUGUGGAGCAGAGGUUCCCGCAGUUCGUUCGGGACUUCAUGAGAACCAUGUACGGCAGCCGGGAGCGGUACCCGCCGUGGGCUGUGGAGGCCCUGGCCUCGGUCAAUAUCACCCUGGAGUGACGGGGGGUGGGGGAGGUUGUUUUACACUCCCUGUCCCCUCCAAAGAAGAUGAGCUUGGAGGAGCACAGAGAAUCUCUUCUUGACCUGGAUUAUCCCAGCUCUUCCCACCCCCAGCAGAUCCCCCGAGAGUCGGAGGGGUCAGACCUGUAGCCUACCUGGCCCCAUCUUCUGAUGCCCGUACCCAGCGAUGGCUGUUCUUCGCAGCAACUCCACCAUGGGACGAGGGGGGGUCGGUGAGUCUGCAGCACAGAGCUCCUCUGUGCAAAGGGUUCUGGGUAACACAGGAGCCCUCAAUCAGGAUUGUGGCAGGAGCAAUGCCAGUGCCUGGGUUGUGGGGUCGAAAGAGUUAAAAUCCAGCAGCCUCCAAGCUCAUUAAGAAGGGGGCGUGGGAAUGAUUUUAAACUUUCUUUUUGUUUUACUGUCCCGUCCCCCCUUUUGUACACGGUUUGUAAUUAACAGUUGGGUUUUUAACAAGGCGGAGCCAGGUGCUCCGCUCCCCACUGGGCCUGGCACUGCCCGUCAGCCCCCAAUAAAGGCUGUGAAGCUGCCAGUGGAAAUGGA
This is a messenger RNA of Dermochelys coriacea (leatherback sea turtle), 1786 nucleotides long. It is a transcript of the gene QTRT1, whose product is annotated as queuine tRNA-ribosyltransferase catalytic subunit 1. The record is from RefSeq and is a predicted model, not a curated record. NCBI's taxonomy places the organism in Eukaryota, Metazoa, Chordata, Testudines, Dermochelyidae. Gene Ontology annotation, molecular function: tRNA-guanosine(34) queuine transglycosylase activity. The coding region runs from base 29 to 1225 and encodes 398 amino acids. Gene Ontology annotation, cellular component: cytosol. The transcript is spliced from 10 exons.